Molecule: messenger RNA, 861 nt
Organism: Entrophospora sp. SA101
Lineage: Eukaryota; Fungi; Glomeromycota; Glomeromycetes; Entrophosporales; Entrophosporaceae
Source: the annotation of a GenBank genome assembly
AUGUUCACUGCAUAUGGUGCAUCACAAAGAAGUAAUAAAAAAUGGGGCAAAUUGACGAUUUUUAAAUGUAAAAAUCCUAAUGAGGUAAAUUUAACAGAAUUUACUAAUCGACCAACGUAUGGGUUAUGCGCCGAUAAGACAGCAAACACUUUUAAAUGGUUUGGAGGAAAUAAAUAUGAAGAUGCAGCCGAAUUAUACAAUAAAGCUGCAAAUAUGUUUAAGCUGGCAAAACGAUCUGCAAAUAUGCAAUUACAAUUAAAUGAACGUGAUGAAGCAUCUACUACAUUUAUAAAUGCUUCAAAAUGUUAUAGAAAAUGUAGUUUUGAAGGUAGAUUUCAAGCAGCAGCCAAUCUUCAAAAAGAUAUUGCACAAAUUUAUGAAUCAGAUUUAGUUGAUUUGGAGAAAGCAAUGCAAGCAUAUGAAAUUGCUGCUGAGUGGUAUUUAGGCGAAGAAUCAACAGCAUUGGCAAAUGGUUGUUUUAUAAAGGCUGCCACAUUUGCAGCAACAUUAGAACAAUAUGACAAAGCAAUUGAAAAGUUUGAGCAAGUUGCUAUGGCAAGUCUUGAUAAUCAAUUGGCAAAAUGGUCACUUAAAGAAUAUUUCUUGAAAGCUGGAUUGUGUCAUAUUGCUUUUGGGGAUCAUAUUGGAGCUCGUAGAGCUAUUGAAAGAUAUGGAGAUGUAGAUGUUACUUUUUCUGGCACAAGAGAAUGUCAAUUUCUUGAGGCAGUAGAAGGUGGAGAUGUUGAAACUUUUACAAAUAGAGUGGUUGAAUUUGAUCAACUCACAAAAUUAGAUAAUUGGAAAACUACUAUUUUAUUAAGAAUUAAAAAAAGCAUUCAAGAUGAAUCUUCUUUAACUUAA